AAAACCAAAUGUACUGUUUUCCUCCUCAAAGCAAAGAAAACAAAGACAGUUUGUCGAAGAUAAGAAAGAGGGCUUAAUAAUUAGAUGGAAAGAGAGUGAGAGAAAAGGUGAAGAAAGAUGCUCCCGCUAAAGCUGGUACGCUCUCUAGUCUUUGGAGAAACCAUCAACAACAACCCUCUCCUUCUCCCCCAAAAUCAACAUGACGAAGAUCCCCACCACAACAACGACGAUGGCUACGAUGCUGACUCUAAUGCCAAAGAUGGCCAUCACAAACCGACAGAAGGAAGAAGCAAAACCAGCAAAUCGAGAACCCCAUUUCUCCUCUUCCUCCCAACCAAAGAGCUUGUCGCAGACACAUACAGACUGGCCACCAUAGCCAGAGACAUGGGCAUGGAUUUGCACCCAACCCCAUCUCUCUCCCACAUCAUUCUCUCAUAUCCACCACCGCCAUCGUCAUCGUCAUCAUCUCCAUCUUCAACAUCACCCUCAACAUAUUCAUGGUCAUCGUCAUCACUCUCAUCAACAUCUUUGCCCGACGACACUGUUCCCCUCCCUUUCCCUUCUCUCUCCACAGCCUCCAUUUCCCAUCUUCGCGCCUUUGUCAAGCUCUCCAAAGGCCUGUUCAAGCUGGUAUUUGUGCGCUCCAAUUGUAAAGCCACUGAGGCAACUAGUGAAAGCAAUUGGAAUUGCUCAUCAAUGUCGCUGGUUUCGCGGCUCACAGGAGACCGAAUUGACACAAUGGAAGGGUUUUCUCGGGCUUUGGCCGGACUGGGGUGGACCCUUUUCAAGACUAAAGAAAACCCAUCAGCGGAUUCGGGCCAUAGGCGAGUUUGCGGUGGCAAAUCGGUGUAUCUGUUUCGGAAGGUCGAUACAAACAGGGUUAGGGCUUGUACUGCAGGGGAGUGUAGGGUUCGGGAGUUGAGGUUGCCCCCAUUGGAUUUUAGUAAUGCCCCUUUGAGGAUUUUGCAAUACAUUCUCCUUAUGACGGAUGAUAUCUUCUAUCUCGCAUAAAUCAGAUAUUGGAACAUUGAUGGAAGCUUAACUCUAGCACUCUACGAUGAUGGGUCUCCAAAAUGGAUCACCGAUUGUUCCUUCAAAGAUAUGAUGUCUCGACAAAGGUACUUAUUUUGUUUUUCUAGAACCAUUUGAAAAUCUAUGAUGAGUUUUAUAAAAUUUUGCUGGCCAUUUGUAAAUGUAAGCUGUGAAUGGCUGAGGGAGGGUUCAGUGAAUGAAAUUUGUUUUAUGUUUUUUUGUACAACUCACCAUUUGUAAAUGUAAAUUGUGAAUGGGUGAGGGGGUUAUUUGAAUGAAAUUUUUUUUUAGUUGA
Molecule: messenger RNA, 1327 nt
Organism: Prunus avium (sweet cherry)
Lineage: Eukaryota; Viridiplantae; Streptophyta; Magnoliopsida; Rosales; Rosaceae
Product: topoisomerase I damage affected-like protein
Source: RefSeq, a predicted model, not a curated record